Messenger RNA from Harpia harpyja (harpy eagle), 1501 nucleotides. It is a transcript of the gene HSD17B1, whose product is annotated as hydroxysteroid 17-beta dehydrogenase 1. Gene Ontology annotation, biological process: estrogen biosynthetic process. NCBI's taxonomy places the organism in Eukaryota, Metazoa, Chordata, Aves, Accipitriformes, Accipitridae. The record is from RefSeq and is a predicted model, not a curated record. The transcript has 5 exons. The coding region runs from base 305 to 1492 and encodes 395 amino acids. Gene Ontology annotation, molecular function: estradiol 17-beta-dehydrogenase [NAD(P)+] activity. Gene Ontology annotation, cellular component: cytoplasm.
CUGCCAGCUGCGUGCCAGCAGGCGGGAUGCCUGGCACAACACGGUGCGGCUGGUGCUGGCCCUGGCUGGUGCCAACCCCCGGGGCUGUGGCUCCCCUUGUGCCCCAGAGCCUCCUCCCGCAGGGAGGUCCUGGCUCCUCGGGGUCUUUAUCGCAGCAGCUGCGCAAGCAUCAAGGCACAGGGAGGUGGGUGGAGGGGCCUUGAGAUAAGGCGGCAGACACAACACCCGUGGUGUGGGGCGGGGGGACCCCCCCUCUCCCAGCCUUCUUAAACAGCACGGUCCCCUUGGCCGGCACUGCGUGCUCAUGGAGAAAACUACGGUGCUGAUCACAGGCUGCUCUUCGGGCAUCGGCCUGGGGCUGGCUGCGCGCCUGGCGGCCGACACCGCUCGCAGGUUCAAAGUAUAUGCCACCAUGCGUGACCUGGCCAAGGGCGAGCGGCUGCUGGAGCGGCUUGGGGGCUGCUGCCCCGACACACUGGAGGUCCUGCAGCUCGACGUCACUGACCCGUGCUCGCUGGCAGCUGCUGCGCAGCGGGUGCAGGGGCAGCGGCUGGACGUGCUGGGUACGGCUCUUCCCGGUGCCCCCACUAUCCCCCGGGUGGCUGGGGGGACCUCUCUGGGGUUGCCAGCCCUCCCCAGGGCACUGGGAGCAGAUGCCAAAUCAUGGGAGGUGCCCGCAGUCCUGGGGCUAGGAUGGGACGUGUUCAGCAGGGCAGGGGUGCAGGAGCUGGGUUUGGGAGUGCCAAGAGUCACUGGCCCAUCCAUAGGGAAGGACCCCCAUGUUCUUGUCUUCUGGCACCUCGACGGUGCCAGGGAGUGCGAGGGGGGCUCUGGUGCCUCCUCACCGGCGCUGUGCCCAGCAGUCUGCAAUGCGGGGGUGGGACUGAUGGGCCCCCUGGAGACCUGCUCCGACCAAGCCAUGAAGACCAUCUUCGACGUGAACCUCUUUGGGGCCAUCCGCACCAUCCAGGCGUUCCUGCCCGCCAUGAAGCGCCGCAGGGCCGGGCGGAUCAUCGUCUCCAGCAGCAUCGGGGGGCUGCAAGGGCUGCCCUUCAACUCUGUGUACUGCGCCAGCAAGUUUGCGGUGGAGGGGCUGUGCGAGAGCCUGGCCAUCGUCCUGCGGCCCUUCAACAUCCACCUGACACUGGUGGAGUGUGGACCCGUCAACACCAGCUUCCUGGCCAACCUGCAGCGCCCGGACCCCGAGGGCAGCGAGCUGCAGGGCCUGGAUGCCGAGACGCGUGGCCUCUACCACCGGUACCUGCGGCACUGCCAGAGCCUCUUCCACGACGCGGCCCAGGAGGUGGAAGAGGUCCUGCAGGUGUUCGUGGAGGCCAUCGGGACCCCCUGCCCUCCCCUGCGCUGCGUCACCACCCAGCUCUUCGCCCCGCUGUCGCGCCUGCGGCUGGCCAGCCCCGACGGCUCCGCGUACGUCCGGGCCAUGCACGACUUCGUGUUCGGCCGCGGCGAGGCCGGCGGGGACCAGCCCUGAGCAGAGCCG